Varanus komodoensis (Komodo dragon) is the source of this 1368-nucleotide messenger RNA. RefSeq names its product nudix hydrolase 22 (gene NUDT22). The coding region runs from base 231 to 1103 and encodes 290 amino acids. The transcript is spliced from 8 exons. NCBI's taxonomy places the organism in Eukaryota, Metazoa, Chordata, Lepidosauria, Squamata, Varanidae. Gene Ontology annotation, molecular function: GDP-mannose hydrolase activity. The record is from RefSeq and is a predicted model, not a curated record.
AGAAUUGUAGGACUUUUCUCACUUCAAGGCACAGAAGCGCGCUUUUAAUUUUUAAGCUGUGCCCUGCACCAGAAAAUGGAUUUGGACCCUUGGACUGCACCCCUGUUCAUAGCCAUUUUGAACUAGAAGAGAUUCAGCAGAAGAUUUUUCCACUCCAUUAUCGACAGCUAAAUGGCUCCAAAUCUAUACUGCUAUUACAGGUGUCCUUAGAUGGGCUGGGCAAGCAAAGGAUGGAUCCCGAGAUCAGCCUCUUUUUCCAGUCCCCGGUUCCUGAGGGUAUCCCAGAAACUCAAGUCUCUGUUCAGCUCUCCCCAGAGUAUGACCGGCAGCAGCUGCCCAGCGACAAUUUUGAGAUAGAGACCACAUGGGCAGCACGGCGUGAGCAGAAUCCGUGGCUCUUUGAUGCGCCCAAAUUCCGACUACACUCCAUCAUGCUGGAGGGGACCAUUUUGAGUUUUCAGCUUGGGCUCACCUGCUACAAGGACUUUGUAGGCACCAACCUAGCUGAAAGAGCCGGGCAUCUCCAGGAGCAGGGAUUCAAGGACUUUGGGAACAGCCAGGCCUAUCUUGCUGAGCCCCUGGGGGUGGGCGCCAUGGUGCAUACCACAGAUGAUCAGUUUGUCUUCUUGCGACGGAGUCUGUGCGUAGGGGAGGCACCAGGAAAGAUUGACGUACCUGGAGGGCAUCCUGAACCACUGGUUGUGACAAGAAAUUCCUCAAAAGAACCCCUCAGACAUGAGGACUUUCCCAGAAAAUCUGUGGUCCAGGAAUUGUUCUCCUCCGUGCUGCGGGAGAUUGAGGAUGAGGUAAACCUUCCCUUAUCCAGUCUGAGCAGGCCGCUGUUGCUUGGGAUUGCCCGGAACCAGACCAGUGCUGGCCGAUGCAGUGCUGAAUUCUACGUCAGGUGCAGUCUGACAUCUGAGCAAAUAAGGAUCUAUUAUGUUGUUGGAGGCGCUGAAGCCCAUGAAUCCACAGGCAUCCUCUUUGUCAGCAGAAAGGAUGUGCUCACAAUGAAGCAGAACGACGAGCUGUGGCAUGAACUGUCCCCUUCCGCCAAAGGGGCCAUAACGCUCUACGAAGUGGUGAUGGGCGAACAUGAGUGAUACUCCUGCUGGUGAGAAAUGUCAGAGGAAAUUUACUCUGAUUCUCAGGGACGGUGGAGGGCACCUUACAAAGCAUAAAUGGCCGGAAGAUCACUAGUUGUGCUUUGGGAGAGCAGGAAUUCUUGGGCCAGUGGUACGGAACUUGUUUUUUUUCCAUUUAUGCGCCUCUUUUGAAAAUGAACUGGUCGAUUCCCACCUAAAAUCUUAGCUUUCCUGCUAUGUUAAUCUCUCAAUAAAGUUGUGUGUGCACUUUUUAAAAAUCUCA